Messenger RNA from Erigeron canadensis, 1485 nucleotides. RefSeq names its product galactoside 2-alpha-L-fucosyltransferase-like. The record is from RefSeq and is a predicted model, not a curated record. Gene Ontology annotation, biological process: xyloglucan biosynthetic process; cell wall biogenesis. The transcript has a single exon. The coding region runs from base 1 to 1485 and encodes 494 amino acids. Gene Ontology annotation, molecular function: galactoside 2-alpha-L-fucosyltransferase activity. Gene Ontology annotation, cellular component: membrane; Golgi apparatus. NCBI's taxonomy places the organism in Eukaryota, Viridiplantae, Streptophyta, Magnoliopsida, Asterales, Asteraceae.
AUGUUUUGUUUUUUUCCCCCCCGAAUUUUAGUCCAUGGAGACGGUUUCCAGGAAUUAUCUCUCCAGUCCAAUGACAACUCUUGCCUUAGCAGAUUUCAAUCAACACUAUAUCGAAAAGAAUCAUCACAUAUGCCGUCGUCUUAUCUCAUUUCUAAAUUACGCCAAUAUGAAGCACUUCACAAACGAUGUGGACCAUACACAGAAUCCUAUAAUCGAACCAUAAGAAAACUAGAGUCAGGUAACUUGACAGAUGAAUCCUCCUCAGAUUGUAAAUAUCUAGUGAAAAUACAAUCUGAUGGAUUAGGGAAUAGAAUCCUGAGUCUAGCGUCGGCUUUUCUUUAUGCCCUUCUCACAAACCGAGUACUUUUAGUCUAUGAUGAUAAAGGUGAGACGGCUGAUCUCUUUUGUGAACCUUUUCCUGAUACAAGUUGGUUACUUCCAAUGGACUUUCCCGUUAGAAAUCAGCUCCGAACAAUGAAUAAGAGAAAUGUUGAGAAUUAUGGUAGCAUGGUAAAGGUUUCCGGAGAUUCACCUUCACAGGCAUUAUCGUCUGGUUUUGUAUAUCAUCAUCUGAUUCUUGGCUAUGAUGAUAAUGAUAAACGUUUCUUUUGUGAUCAAGAUCAAAUCUUUCUUCAAAAUGUUUCUUGGGUAAUCAUGAAAUCACAUUUUUAUUUUGCCCCGGCUUUAUUUUUCAUUGAAUCGUUUGAAAAAGAACUCACAGCCCUCUUUCCAGAAAAAGAUACAGUUUUCCAUUUCCUAGGUAGGUACUUGUUCUUACCUUCAAAUCCUACCUGGGAUCUUAUAACUAGAUACUACGAAACUUAUCUGGCAAAAUCAGAUGAAAAAAUCGGCAUCCAGGUCAGAACUUUUCAACCUAAUAUAGUGGCUACUUUCUACGACGCUACAUUUACAGAUCAGGCAGUUCCGGAUACAGUAGUUUCAUGUUCAUUAGACAAUGGCCUGCUGCCUAAAAUCGAGACAAACGAAUCUGUGACCAUCUCACAAAGAAACAGAAAGUCAAUAGCUGUUCUGCUAACAUCUUUAACCUACAGGUAUUUUGACAAAAUAAGAGAUGCAUACUGGGAUCAUCCGACAGUAAAUCGUGAUGUGAUUGGAAUAUUUCAAGCAAGUUCAGAAGGGAAUCAGAAAACCGGGGAUAAGAUGCACAAUAGGAAAGCAUGGGCAGAAAUGUACUUGCUUAGUUUGACCGAUAAGCUGAUCACGAGUCCCUGGUCAACGUUUGGUUAUGUAGCUCAAGGUCUCGGAGGGUUGAGACCGUGGAUCUUACACAUGCCUAGCAAUGAAACAGUGCCGAAUCCUGCUUGUACUCAAGCCGGGUCAAUGGAGCCUUGCUUCCAUUUUCCUCCUUCUCAUGGCUGCAAAGAGAAAUCCGGAAUUGAUAGUGGUGCAUUGGUUCCUCAUGUUAGGCAUUGUGAGGACUUGAAAAAGGGCCUCAAACUAUUUGAACAAAAGGCUAGUUAUUAG